Molecule: messenger RNA, 480 nt
Organism: Diaporthe amygdali
Lineage: Eukaryota; Fungi; Ascomycota; Sordariomycetes; Diaporthales; Diaporthaceae
Exons: 2
Coding region: 1-480 (159 amino acids)
Source: RefSeq, a predicted model, not a curated record
AUGGCAGCGACAUCAUCCGCCGCCUUCCCGCUCGCAACCAGCGACCCAUACACCGGUGGAAGCGACAGUACAGCUGGAACAGCCAACGCAGGUUCCGAUGGGAGUCCGGACAAUGACGCCGGUGCAUCUGGCAGCAGCAGCGGGAACUUCCAAAUUUCUCAAGGCGCACUGAUCGCUAUCAUCCUGAUCGUGGUAUUUGUCGCACUCCUUGGCAUUGCUUCUGGAACACUCUUCUACCUCGCAAAGAAGAGGGAGUGGAAAGUCCGCGAGACCAUUCGCAGGUCAGCCAAGAAGGUUGUCACGGCACUGACACCACGACGCUCCGAGUUUCCGAAGUCCGUGAAGCAACGUCCAGCGAAGUCAAGGGGUGUUCGGGUUGAAGACGAGAUUCCACCCACUCCACGUUUGAAGCCAGAGGAUCUCGAGAAAGGACUGGCUGCAAAAGUAGACGUGAAGCGCAAGUACUUUCAUCGAAAGUAG